Topomyia yanbarensis is the source of this 1912-nucleotide messenger RNA. RefSeq names its product zinc finger protein 239-like. The coding region runs from base 315 to 1700 and encodes 461 amino acids. Gene Ontology annotation, biological process: regulation of transcription by RNA polymerase II. Gene Ontology annotation, molecular function: RNA polymerase II cis-regulatory region sequence-specific DNA binding; DNA-binding transcription factor activity, RNA polymerase II-specific. The record is from RefSeq and is a predicted model, not a curated record. Gene Ontology annotation, cellular component: nucleus. Lineage: Eukaryota; Metazoa; Arthropoda; Insecta; Diptera; Culicidae. The transcript has 3 exons.
UUGACUUUGCAUCUGUGGUUGUAAAUGAGCAGUCAGAAAUCUUAAUUACCCACGGGUACGCACAAAAACUAGAUACUCCAAUGAGUUGUUUUUGGCUGUAAACUUUCAAGGCGUUUUCGGAAAAUCAUGUGAAAUUUCUUGUAAAACCUCCAGAAAAUAAGUGUGUUUGACUCCCUCACUCCGUAAUUCCAGUUUAGCGUGUCUUGAUAGGUCUUGACGGGUGACACUUUUGUGUUUAUAGUAAGAAAAGAAAGCGUGUGUUUGGUUAAAAAAAAAAUGAUUUCAGCUGGAAUUGUUUACUAAAUUCUAGUAAUAUGGAAAUCAAACAGGAAGCGAAUUUCGAUCCAAUAGCGAGCCAGUUCAGCAUUAAUGGAGCAGAUCGGACGAUAGAAUAUCUCAAACAAGACUGUGAUUCAACAAACACAUCAACGGCUGUGGAAGUACUUAAUUCUAAUUCGUCAAAUGCGAAGAGUGAUCCAGAAACGAGUAGUCAAUUUUUCGAAGAGCCCAGCUCAGAGAGGAAAACAAUCGAAUCAAGAAGUUGCAAUGAAUAUGAUCAAAGCUCACCGAGUUCCCGUGCUUCCAGCGAGCAACAGGUAGCCUCUACCCCACGGAACCCCAUGCAGACCAGCGUGACCGAAAUCCUGCAGACCGCAACUCCAACCGAUUCCACACGACCACACGAAUGCGAGCUUUGCGGGAAACGAUUCCAACUGAAGGCGAACCUUAAAGCACACUUCCGGAUACAUUGCGAUGAACGGCCGUACGGUUGUGAUGUUUGCGGCAAGGCCUUUGCAAAUAGCAAAAUUCUAAGGGAACAUCGGUAUACCCACACCGGUGAGCGACCGUUCAAGUGUACCGUGUGUGACAAGGACUUUGCCAAACCAGCUUCACUAGUGUUGCACAAGCGUCUGCACACGGGUGAGCGACCCUGCAAGUGCACCGUGUGUGGCAAAGAUUUUGUGACCAAAUCCAACCUCAACGUACAUAUGCGCCUGCACACGGGUGAGAGACCGUACAAGUGUACCGUGUGUGGCAAGGAUUUCCCCGCAAGUUCACGUUUGAAAGAACACAAACGCACUCAUACGAGCGAGCAACCGUACAACUGCGAUAUCUGUGGUAAGGCAUUCUACACCAGCUGCUUUCUAAUGCAGCAUAGGAACUGGCACACCGGUGAACGACCGUAUAAGUGUCCUAUGUGCGGUAAAGAUUUUGCCUUUAAAAGCAAUUUUACCAGCCACGUGCGCGUUCAUACAGGAGACAUUAGGCGGCACAAGUGUGACACGUGUGGUAAAGAAUUCCAGUCAAGCUAUUACUUAAAGAAACACAAACGCACUCACAUCAACGAGCAGCUGAGGUGCACCGUGUGCGACAGGGACUUAGUCUAUCGCGCUGCCCUAACCUUACACAUGCGCCGCCAUACGGGUGAGCGACCGUUUACCUGUUCCGUGUGUGGCAAAGAUUUCGCUGCCAAGACUAACCUAUCUGCGCACAUGCUGUGUCAUACGGGUGAGCGACCGUACAAGUGCACCGAAUGUGGCAAAGGAUUUGCCCGUAAAACUACGCUGAAUGCACACAUGUCCGUUCACACUGGAGACUAUCCGUUCAGUUGUGAUGUGUGUGGCAAAGGAUUCAGUCGGGAGAUGCGCAUGAAGGAACACAAACUUGUUCAUGUAGAUGGCGAACCGCAUAGGGUAUGAUGUUGGAGGAAGCUUCAACAAUCCAUACUGGCACACGGUCUCUCGAAUCAGUGUAAUGUGGCUAAAUCAUUCAUCAAUGUAUGCCUAUUUUGGUUCGAGUAUUGUAUGCUUUAAUAUGUAGUAUCUAAACAACACGUAUUGCUCGAAUAGUUGAGUAAUGGGAACAUAAACGCAACAAUAGUCCGUGGCAGGUUUUUGUUAUUUUCGACUGA